GUGUCGCCGCCCUGCAGGGCAUCCCCCGGACGCCAUGCUGGCAGCGGCCAGGAGGCUGCUGACGUGGCGGAGGGGAAGGGGUGGGGCAGGGCCGGGGGAGCUUCAGGUCUGGAUGUGGCGAGUGCUGCGGCGAGUGGAGGGGGAGGGUGGUGUGGUGCAGGUGGUAUCUGUGAGCUGGUGUGGGGCGUAUGUGGGGAGGCUGUGAGGCAUGCCAUGCGGAUGGCAGGGGGGAAGAGGGGUGAGGGGACGCAAGAAGACGGCAGAAGGAAAGGAGGGGGAGACAGAGUGCGGAGAGAAGAUGUGGCAGUGGUGGGGGGGCCGAGGGAGGAGCAGGAGUGGGCAGCAGAGUGGUGCACAACAGACCUGCUGCCGCUGCUGCGAGCACAGGUGGGCGUGGUGAUGGCAGGUGGGCAUCAGUCUAGAAAGGGUCAUCCAGCCUUAGGUGUCCACCGCCUGCCACUGGUGGCGCUGGCUCUGCUGCACAUGCAGCAAGGGGCGGCGGGAGAGGCGAAAGUGAAUGGGGAGGGGUGUGUGGAUGCCCGCCCUGUGAUGGAGGUGGCACCAUGGACGCUGCUUGAUGCGAGCUGCUGGGAGGAGCUUGAGGUGUUUCCUCUUUGGAUUCAUUUCACUGAAAUUGAUAGCGCUUUGCCGUUGCCUGCAGCAGUCCUUGCCCUUGUUGGCGCUGCUCUAGUCAGUUGCUGGUACAGCCUUGCAGCGGAUAACUUCUUCAAACUUCAAAAUUCACGUGACCAUCUGUUUCCGCGCUUGCAUUAUCCCCGCAAUUCACGCCGGCUGAGUCUCGUUAUCUGCGCAUGA
Molecule: messenger RNA, 816 nt
Organism: Closterium sp. NIES-65
Lineage: Eukaryota; Viridiplantae; Streptophyta; Zygnematophyceae; Desmidiales; Closteriaceae
Source: the annotation of a GenBank genome assembly